Molecule: messenger RNA, 1617 nt
Organism: Penicillium diatomitis
Lineage: Eukaryota; Fungi; Ascomycota; Eurotiomycetes; Eurotiales; Aspergillaceae
Product: putative iron-regulated transporter
Exons: 5
Coding region: 1-1617 (538 amino acids)
Biological process (GO): iron ion transmembrane transport
Cellular component (GO): membrane
Molecular function (GO): iron ion transmembrane transporter activity
Source: RefSeq, a predicted model, not a curated record
AUGAUCGACAGUCGAAGUGAGCAGGCGACUACCGAGGAAUGCAGUCCUCUCAUCGGAGAGCCCGAACAAGCUGAGGCUCUUAUCUCACAGAGGAGCCGAGACUACGACGGCCACUAUGGAAACGUUGCACCGAGCAUAACAUAUCGUCUUUAUGUGUCUCACUUUUUGUCGACAUGGAAUUCACGCGUGUUCGAAUUCGGCGCGGUCUUGUACUUGGCCACCAUCUACCCGGGGACGCUGCUGCCCAUGUCUGUCUAUGCACUGUCCCGUGGAAUGGCAGCAAUUGUUUUUGCGUCGGCAGUGGGUAACUACAUCGACGUGGGCAAUCGUUUGCAAGUCGUUCGAUUGUCGAUCGUGUUGCAGCGGCUUGUCGUUGCUGCCUCCUGCAUAGUAUUCUAUGUUCUAGCAGUGGACACGUCUAAGUCUCAAUUGGUCAAUUUGUGCCUUCUUGCGAUCCUCACAGUGUUGGCCUGCACUGAGAAACUGUGCUCGAUCCUAAACAUGGUAUCCGUCGAAAAGGACUGGGUGGUUGUUAUUGCGGGUGACAGCCACGGGGAUCUCAGAGCUAUGAACGCUCAGAUGCGACGAAUUGACCUCGUUUGCAAACUCCUCGGACCUCUAUUCAUAGCUCUAUUGGACGGUGUCUCCGCGCAGACUGCUAUUAUCGUGAAUUUUUCAAUGAACCUGUGUUCAGUGGUUAUUGAAUACUACUCGAUCGCCAAGGUAGCUGUUCAGUUCAUUUCAUAUCUCAGCCGUGAAGCCUUCAAGGGUCAUCUUUCUUACCGACUCAUGCAGGUGUACUCCGAAGUACCGGAACUACAAGAGCCGAAGGACGCGUCGGUAAAUCAACUGAGGACUCCGACACAGGCAAGCUCGAGUCUGCGUGCCGCCUGGGACUCAAUUCGCAAGAGUUUUGGACAGUCUAUGAAAGACAUUACCUCCUACUUCAACCAUCACCUUUUUCUCCCAUCCUUUGCAAGUGCGCUCCUAUACCUCACCGUCCUCUCCUUCUCUGGGCAAAUGGUUACAUGGCUCUUGUCCACAGGCUUUGAUUCCACGCAGGUUGCUGUGGCGAGAACUGUGGCCGUCGCAUUUGAGAUGUUAGCCACAUGGGUCGCUCCGUUCCUCAUGGGAAGGAUAGGGACGGUCCGCGCUGGCCUGUGGCUGGCAACCUGGCAGAUAAUUUGUCUAGCAGGCGGAUUUGCGAUCUUCUGGAGGUUUGCAAAUCGGCCGACCGUUUCGGCAUCUGGACUCGUGGGUGGCACCAUUCUCAGCCGAUUAGGCCUCCGGGGCUUUGAUCUUUGCGCGCAGAUAUUGGUCCAGGAGGGAAUUGAGGCUGGCGAGAGAGGCUCAUUCUCCUCGACCGAGGCUGCCUGGCAGAAUCUUUUCGAAAUAUGCUCAUACAUUUCCACCAUCAUCUUCUCUCGGCCUGACCAGUUCGAAUGGCCAGCGCUGAUUAGCAUCAUAGCAGUGACUCUCGCUGGAAUCUUCUAUGCGCUCUAUGUGCGUACGCAGCGAGGGCACCUGUUGCACCUCCCUGCCUGUUUGACUCCCGAGCGCCUCCAGAGAUCAGGAGAAGGCGUUUUGAACAGAAUUUCAUCCAGCUCGGACAUGUGA